UUUCACCCAUCCUGCCCUCAGACAUUUCUCUCUGAGCCCGGGAUACGUCGGCUGUCAACAUGAGCGUCUCGGGGAUCCACCAUGGCGUGCUAAGGAUGUAUGGUGGAUUUAUUUUCAAACAGUGGAAGAAGAGAUUUCUGCUCCUGACAGCUGAGGGCAGUCUCCUUGUGUGCCACGAUGCCUCAUCUCCCCCUGACCAGCUGGUGCUGUUGCAGAGCAGCUGUGAGGCAAUCGUGGAAGGCAAAGAGAUCCUAGACCUGCCUAAGUUGCCCUCCGGUGGAAGUAGGGAUUGCUGCUUUGCCCUGAUCCUCCCCCAGAGCAAGUACCUGCUGCUGAUGACUGAGACCCCUGCAGACUGCAGUCAAUGGCUGAAUGUGCUGAAAAAAGUGAAACAGAGUCUCUCAUCACCUCUCAGUCCUUGUAAGCGACACCAGGUGCCACCACCACGAAUUACUCUCCGAGAUCUGGUGCCUGAGCAAAUCCUCGACAAAGAUCCACCAACUCCACCUGUCAGCGACACAGAGGCACCUUCCCCGGGGCCUAUGACUUGUGCUUCCCCGCGGGAGAAAGGCAGGAGUUCUCCUCGCACAAAGUAUUACAAAGGAGGCGUACAUUCACCAGGGUGUCUGCGCCAUGGCACUAUCAGUAAUGCCCAAGCAGUGAGGGCGGUUUAUCUGCUGAUGGGAGGGGCUGCUGCUUCCUCUGCCAUGGGUUACCUAGGCGCAUGCUCGCUCCCUAAUCUGGAAGCCAAAGCUCCUGACCUGCCAAUCAACACGGAUUUCUCUGGCAUGGGACCAGCAGGAGCGUACCACACCGGCAGCCCUGCACUCGACUCCCCUCAUUUUAACAGCUUUGACUUUGAAGUGGCAGAUUCUGAUUUUGAUGCUUUUGAUUGUGGUGGAUUUACUUUCUAAUGAUGUGCUGCACGGAGGCCAUGGAUACAUGAUGCUAAAAACUUACUAAGUUGCUUUGAAAUUCAGUCAGUACUUCAACUGAUAACCAGUAACUGAUUUUUUUUUUUUGUGUAUUGACCCAGUGAAACGAGUGUGAGCACAACAUUGAUCACACCUUGUUGAUAGAGCAAACUUGUUAGCAAACAGUUGCUUAUUUACACUAUGAAAUCAGUUAGGUUUAUCUUAGAGUCAGCAGUUACAGAGCAACAUUUGCAUUCAUUUGGAGGCGUGUCUCUGUCCCCAGGCAGAGGCUGUGAUCACCAAUUUACCAUUGGGGCAGCAAACAUUUUCAAUGUACGCCUUCUGUUGGGCCAGGAGGGAAUUUCUAGAGCAUUAAACCGACCAUUUUAAAGUAUUUUUGGUCUCUGUCUGUCUCUUUAGUUGCUAAAAUGCUCCACAAAGUUCACCAGCUUAUUGCUAACUGCGUCUGUCUGCUGUUUGGUGCUGAGCAGUAAGUGUACAGUUGGUUUUUAGAGCUUUUUUUUUUGCUUCAACACACAUUUCUGGUAUAUUACUUUGUGACAUCAACACAGUAUUUGUACUUGUGAUCCUCGUGACGAAAGAUAAAAUAGUUGCUACCGUGCAGUGCAGUUGAUGACGUGCAGUGUUUUAAUGUGUAAUAGGCCUUUGCAUUAAUCUGUUACUCUAUCUGUAUUUCCUGGAGUGUAUUUUAUCUUUGUCUCAUUGGUAACUAACUCUGAUGAGGGUUAUAUCAAAUUAUUAUAUUAUAUUCAACACUUGAGAUUUUUUUUUAAAUUCCAGGAAUAUUUUGUAACAUUUGAUUUACAUUUAAGUGUGACCAAAAGUAUAACUUGUAAAAACAUAAGUGAGACAAAGUAGAGAACCUGUGUUGUGAUAUUGACACUUUGAUAAUUAUUGCAAAAAUAGUUUUGUUCAUAUUGCCCUCCCCUUAUGUGCACUAUUUGGUGCGAUAAUUACAUAAUCAACAAUAUCUGUGAUUGUGAUGAUAAUUUGUGAGAAUGCAAAUAUGCUCUGUAUGUGUUUGUCACGAAUGAACCACAUGUUACUAUGCUCUGGAUACUAAUGGCAGAUUUGCAACAUGACACAUUGUGAACUGUUUCUGCAUAAUGUUGUAGGAGUAUUCUGUUAUUUUAAAACCUUUGAUGGGUUUGCAUCAGAUUUUUUUUUAGCUACAGUUAAACUCUGAUUGUGGACAAGUUAACGUCGCCUACUAAGGCUCUUCUGAAUUUCAGCAUCAUCCACCUUUGUGCAUGUACUGCGUUUCUUUCCAAUGUCCAGUUGUUACUGUGUUUUAUAUCUUUGUUAGGUUAAAAGCAGAUUAAUGUUAUGUUUAUUGGAGCCCAUUUGAGUUACUUUAUAUGAAUAAAACUGAGAAAUGGAAAUGAA
Molecule: messenger RNA, 2321 nt
Organism: Epinephelus lanceolatus (giant grouper)
Lineage: Eukaryota; Metazoa; Chordata; Actinopteri; Perciformes; Serranidae
Biological process (GO): regulation of cell differentiation
Cellular component (GO): membrane
Source: RefSeq, a predicted model, not a curated record